AUGAAUAUUGCAGUGAUCAGUCUGUUGCUAUUGUGCCUAGGAAGCAGCACCUGUGCUUUGGUGCCACCACCACCACCGCAAGGUGCAGUUGUCAUUGGAGGCCCCCCCGUGGUUGUGCCUGUCACUCCACCACCACCACCCACACUCACGCAGGACCUUGAUGAAAUCUAUAGGUUGGCUCAAAUUCAGUCAAUCAGCCAGCUGCUGGUUCGUUACCUCAUCAACGAUGCCCAGUUCCAGGGGUUUGUACGGAUUGUCAAUAGCCGAGAGGCAUUUAAUCUACGCUGGAUCGUGCGUUCCCAGCCUGAGGUACUGGCCUUUAAACAGUGGGUAAAUCAGCAGUUGUUGGCCUCCGGUGGCCCCCUAGAGUUGGAAGAGAUUGAACUGAUUGUCAGCCUGGUGAAUCCCUUCCCCUAUUGGUCGGCUACGGUCUUUGGUUUCCGAGGCUUUAUUGAUGAGCUGCAGCUCUACGUUCCACUACACACUAUUCGUGCUCAUAUUCAAACUAAAUUGCUUGAAGGAGGUAUCUUUGCACAAUUUUGGAGGCGCCUCAACGAUUUGCAGCCAGUCUACGAACGUCUUUUGGCAUCUCCCGAAGGUCAGACCCUAAUAGCAGAGCUACAGGAAUUGAACAUUGAUAUCGUGCAGUUGGAUCGGAUCAUACGUGAAACACUUGGCUGGAAUGCAGUAAAUACAACUGUUGCAACUGUAACUUCAACGCCAGCUUCAGUGCCAGUCGUUGUUUAAUGGUAGUUUUCAAUAUAUCUAUCAUAUAUUUUGCACAAUAUUGUGCCGAGAAAACAAAAA
Messenger RNA from Scaptodrosophila lebanonensis, 807 nucleotides. RefSeq lists its product as uncharacterized. Bases 1 to 747 code for a protein of 248 amino acids. The record is from RefSeq and is a predicted model, not a curated record. The transcript has a single exon. NCBI's taxonomy places the organism in Eukaryota, Metazoa, Arthropoda, Insecta, Diptera, Drosophilidae.